AACAUUCGAGAGCAUAAUAGAAUUAAACCUUAGAGACAUCAAACAUGGAGAAACCAACUUCGGAUCACGUGAUUGUGCUCAUGGAAGAUCAUCAAAACCACAAGAAUCACUCAAUCACUGACCUAUCAACCGAAGCCAAGCCACCAGUGCAGCCACUGCCGACGGCCCAAAACCUACGUCGUCUGAGCUUCUCAAAGCCCAAAGCCCGAUUCGUCGAGUUCUCUCACCCCGUCAACCAGAAAUUCGUGUCUGAACCCGAAUUCGAACCCUUGAAGGCUUCUGACAGUGACGAGGAAAGCGAGGACGAUGAGGAGGAGUACGACGAAGAAGGACAGGGAAUGCAAAAACCUAAGAAGAAGAAGAAGUUCAAAAUGAAGUGGAGGAUUGUUGUGGAGUGGACACUCUUUGUAUUGAUAUCCACCAGCUUGAUCUGUUCCCUCACAAUCUCCACCCUCAAGAACCAGCUCAAAUAUGGGCUUGAACUGUGGAGAUGGUUCUUGAUGAUCCUAGUCAUCUUCAGCGGCCGACUUGUGUCGGAAUGGAUCAUCAAAAUCGUGGUCUUCUUCAUCGAAAGAAACUUCAUGCUACGUGAGAAGGUUUUGUACUUCGUUUAUGGACUCCGAAAGAGCAUACAAAACUGUGUAUGGUUAGGCCUCGUUCUCUUGUCAUGGAUGUUCAUAUUCAACGCUAAGUUGCACAAGAAAAACAAGUUGCUCGAGAAGGUGUUUCAGGCCCUGGUGGCGGUCCUCAUAGGCGCCACCAUUUGGCUCGUCAAGAUCAUCUUGGUCAAGAUCCUGGCAUCGUCAUUCCACGUGACGACCUACUUUGACCGCAUGAAGGAGAGCGUGUUCCACCACUACGUGUUGGACACGCUCUCCGGCCCGCCCAUGGACGAGUUUGCAUACCAGGAGGCCCAUUGUCGGAACCUAGGAGUGUCCAAGUCGCUCCCGACCAAGUUGAGGGACUCCAGGGUUCUGUCCAAGUCCAAAAGACUAGGAACGAGGAAAAUAGACAUUGAAAAGUUGAGAAAGUUGAGUAUGCAGAGCACGGCCUCCGCAUGGACCGUUAAGAGGUUGGUGAACUACGUGAGGUCUUUCGGACUAACGACUAUCUCAAAGACAGUGGACGAGUUUGGGCGGACCGAAUCCGAAAUUACUAGUGAAUGGGAGGCUAGGAAUUGUGCCAAGAGGAUCUUCAAGAAUGUUGCUAAGCCAGGUGCCAAGUACAUUGAGGAGGAAGAUCUGAUGAGAUUCUUGCAGAGAGUUGAGAUCCACACCAUUUUCCCACUCUUUGAAGGCGCUCUCGAGACUGGCAAGAUCACUAAAUCUGCCUUCAGAAAUUGGGUGGUUCGUGCUUACUAUGAACGAAAAUCUCUAGCACAUUCCUUAAACGACACAAAGACAGCAGUCCAACAGCUCCACAAGCUAGCCAGCGCCAUUGUCGCUGUGAUUAUCAUAGUAGAAACCCUAAUGGUCAUGGGCGUCGCUUCCACCAAGAUUAUAGCUUUCAUCCUCACUCAGUUGCUGCUCCUCGGAUUCACCUUCCAAAACAUGUGCAAGACCGUCUUCGAGUCCAUCGUCUUCGUUUUCGUUAUGCAUCCGUUUGAUAUUGGAGAUCGCUGUGUGAUUGAUGGAGUUCAGCUGAUCGUAGAAGAGAUGAACAUAUUGACCACGGUUUUCCUUCGUUACGACAACGAGAAAAUCUACUACCCUAAUUCGGUGUUGAUCACCAAGCCCAUCAGCAACUUCUACAGAAGCCCGGAAAUGUGCGAUACCAUCAAUUUCACCAUCGACUCCUCCACGCCAAUGGAGACAAUAAUCGCUUUCAAGAAGGCCAUACAAACGUACAUUGAGAGCAAGCCCAAGUACUGGAACCCCAAGCACUCAGUGAUAGUGAAGGAAAUAGAGAAUGUGCACGAGAUGAAGAUGGCUCUCAGCGUUCAGCACACCAUAAACCAUCAGAACUACGGGGACAGGAAUGUCCGAGUCACGGAACUGAUACUGGAGUUGAAGAAGAUGUUUGAGAAUCUUAACAUCAAAUAUCAUCUUCUGCCUCAGGAGAUUCAUCUCACACAAGUGAAUUGGAACCCGCCGAGGCCAUUCAUGCUGCCCUCCUGAAGUAUAAGUAGGUCUUGCAAGUCAUAAUCGAUCAUCUGUCUAAUUUAUUACAAGGGUCUGAAUUAUUGGUGUUUAUCUUUUUAUGGGAGGACUUCAAUAGUAAUAAAAACGUAGAUGGUGUUUGUAGUCUGAAAAUUCUAAUUAUUCAAAUUGAGUUUGGCUAGACGUGACCCAAUUGUAUAACAAAUGUAAUGUACUUGUUGUAUGAUUGCUUACGAUUUAGGAAAAGUAACAAAUCAUAUAGCAAGCGUAUCAUACUUGCUGUGUGAUUAGUUUAGUUCAAUCAAAACUAAUUUGGGUAAGAAUUUUCCAUUUGUAGUCUCACUCUUAUGUUGUCUAGGAAUUUCAUGUGACCAGCUGCUGCAGUUCUUCAACAGUGGUACUCCAAUGCAUGGCCAACCGGUUUCUUGGGUUGGGUUGUCGGCCUAAUCACCCCCAAGAUUUGGAGUUUAUUUAGACUAGUAGGCACAUAGCAAUGAGGUAUUUUAAUCUAAAUCAAGU
Molecule: messenger RNA, 2618 nt
Organism: Sesamum indicum (sesame)
Lineage: Eukaryota; Viridiplantae; Streptophyta; Magnoliopsida; Lamiales; Pedaliaceae
Product: mechanosensitive ion channel protein 10
Biological process (GO): detection of mechanical stimulus; transmembrane transport; monoatomic anion transport
Cellular component (GO): plasma membrane
Molecular function (GO): mechanosensitive monoatomic ion channel activity
Source: RefSeq, a predicted model, not a curated record